AUGCCGAGCCGCGGGCUCUGGGCCGGGGUCUUCCAACGCCCCUCGGCUCGCGCGCUGCUCGCAGGCGCUAGAUCGCAGGCAUUGCGCGCGCCAGGAGCGCCCGGGCCGCCUCGGGGCGGGCGCGGCCAGGGAGACGCCCCGGCCGGCGGGGGAUGCGGGGGGGGCUUUGGCUCCUCCUCCUCCGCCCCCUCCCCAAAUGCUCCAGCUGCAGCCGGGCCGAAAGGCGGCCGCCGGGAAGCCAUGGGGAGCGCGGCGGCUGGCCGGAGGGACGCCGUGGGGCUCCUGGUCGGGACGCUGGCCGGCCUCCUCGCAGCUGUCGCUGCUGACCAGCCACAAAGUCCUCCCCGUCGGGUGAAUGGAGUCCUGGGGGGUUCGGUGGUUCUCUCCGUGAACGUUGUGCCUGGUGCCAAAGUGAAGGAGGUCGAGUGGAGCUAUCGAGCAGGGUCGGGCCCAGCGCUCCUGGUCGCUUUGUUUCGCGAUGGCAAAUUUGACCGCCCUGAUCCCAGCGACAGGUUCAAGCAGAGGAUUGAAAUGUUCAAUGAGACGCUGCGGAUCAAGGCCCUGGAGCUGAAUGACAGCGGCAUCUUUGGAGCGCGGGUGAAGAUCUUCCCAGCCCUGGUGGAAGACCAGCUCUUCCAUCUGACAGUCUACGAACCUGUCCUGACCCCCCGCAUCCAGAGCCAGCUGAUCUCCAGCACGCCCAGCGGAUGCAACGUGACGCUCCAGUGUCUGUCGCCUGGAAAGGGCCGCGUGAACGUCACCUGGAGGAAAGGAAACCCAAUCCAAGACCUUGGCAGCACAGACACAUACCAGGUCUCGCCUGACGGCAGGACCCUCCGCCUCUCCCUGCAGCCCACCUCUCUCAACACCACCUACUCCUGCAUGGCCAGCAACCCCGUCGAGCAUAAAAUCGUCUCCUUUGAUUUGCAGAGGAUCUGCCAGAGUGGAGUGGACAUGUCCUUCUCCAAGUCCGGCUACAUGGUCCUGACCAUCGUCCUUUUAGUGCUAAGUCUCGGGGCUGCUUUUUGGUGCUGGCGGAUCAACAGCGAGAAGUCGGCCCAGGCAGUUACCAUCCCAACUGUCCAAGUUGAGGAGAGCCCUUCGGAUGACCCGAACGCUGAGGUCCUGAAGAGGAGCCCCCCAGAAGGUCUCCGGGAAAAUAACGCACAGAGAAGCCCUCAGAGAGAACCACUCAUCACAACCGCUUAUGACCAGAACCGAAGGAACUCAGACAAGGUGCCUGGAGAAGUCACCUAG
This is a messenger RNA of Euleptes europaea (tarantolino), 1257 nucleotides long. Its product is annotated as SLAM family member 5-like. The record is from RefSeq and is a predicted model, not a curated record. The transcript is spliced from 6 exons. Lineage: Eukaryota; Metazoa; Chordata; Lepidosauria; Squamata; Sphaerodactylidae. The coding region runs from base 1 to 1257 and encodes 418 amino acids.